Molecule: messenger RNA, 2943 nt
Organism: Mercenaria mercenaria
Lineage: Eukaryota; Metazoa; Mollusca; Bivalvia; Venerida; Veneridae
Exons: 2
Coding region: 1-2535 (844 amino acids)
Biological process (GO): G protein-coupled receptor signaling pathway; cell surface receptor signaling pathway
Cellular component (GO): membrane
Molecular function (GO): G protein-coupled receptor activity
Source: RefSeq, a predicted model, not a curated record
AUGGCUUGUUGUGGAGAUUGCAGUUGUGAUUUUCCGGCAUGCAUGAACAACAAGACGUGCUGUCCUGAUAUAUUGUUUAAUCAUAUCAAUAUAUUAAAUAUCACUUCUACUAUUGAAGAAGUACCACGACGUGUUACAGGACAAGUGAUACAAAAGGACUGUAUCGCGUUAUACCUUUCAAAAUAUUUUAUCUCAAGUAAAAGCAGCGUCUUCGCCUAUGCCACAUGCCCUUCUGACACCGAGGCUGAACUUGUGAGAAACUGUACAAGAUCAUAUAACGUUUUUGAUUUAAUAUCUUUAUCAGACCUGAUACCAGUAAGAAGUACAUGGAGCGGCGAUUUAUACAGAAAUAGGUAUUGCGCACUUUGUCAUGGAGAGCGUGUUGGACAGUUAGAAACUUUAGAUUUGAAACUUCAGUGCUCGGAAUCUACUGUCCUCAGUACUGACAGAGACAUCUUGCAUGCUGUUUACGUACAUGGUAUAUGUGAUAUUGGGUUCUUGUCCGAAUACAAUUUUGAUGCUUGUGAAACUGCAAGGUCUGGUUGCAAUAUAACAGGAACUUUUGAAGACAUAAUGUGUUCUAUGUAUAGAUCAGUGAUCAAAAUUGGCGAUGUACCUUAUCAAAACGCAUUUUGUGCUAUUUGUAAUCAAAUUUUUCCUGACGACUUAACAUGUGCAUUCAACAGAAUACAUGACGGAGUCAAUGACUUUUCAUUUUCUGGCCUUUUAAAACUUGACAAUAGAGAUGUGUUGGGGAAUGACAUAGAAGGAACAAAUAAGUGUUCAGCGAACCAACUGUAUGAUUAUAUCAUGGACUCAUGCAAAGACAUGACAUGUUCAGCGAUUUCGGUAUUACAGCAUGGCAUAUGUGUUGAUGUAUUUGAACAACUGCAAAAGAUUACUUACACAACAUUCCUUCGUUUAACACCUGCCAGUCAUUUACCUAUUACUGACGCAUUUGCCGUCGCCGAUCACGUGAUUAGUAACGUAGGAGGAAUUCUCGAUGGAAGCACUCUUUGUAGCGUGCAGAUGUUGUAUAAAACUGACAUGGUUUUCAACGAAAGUGAUCUUUCUGGCGUCGAAAAUUCCAGUUUACUUUAUUUUGAUACAAGAUUUCAGUUCCAGGUAGAAAAUUACCAUGAUCCAAGCUACAUCGUAGAAAAAAUAAUAAAUCUUCAUAACUCGAUGCAGAAAGUAUGGAUGAAAACUAAGAAUCAAAGUGUAAUAUUCAAAAUUCAAAUACGGGACGUUAACCCAAGAACGUUUGAUAUGAUAGACUUUUUAUCUCGUUCAGAGGAAAUCAAUGAUGCGUUUUAUCUUAGUUCUGAAGACGCUGAAGAACUAAAUAUAACAUAUUUGAUUCAAAAUCACAUUGCCUUUGAGAAUGAUAACCUUGCUAUAUUUCCCCAUCUAUGGAGUUAUGAUGCAGUUGGUUUCUGUGAUAUUCGUGGUAAAGACUUUAAGAUAUUUAGGCUUACUACCUGUCCAAAGGUAAAUAUUUCAAAACUGGACUUGCCUUGGAAGAAAGACACGGACGGGGUUUCUAUGCUCAAAGGCGAUUUCGUGAUAGAUAGUAGUGAAUAUGGCUUCGUUGAUGAGGAUCACAUUAUUGUAUGUGCGGACAAGUACAAGCAAUAUAUGGUCCAUGUAUUGCAGUUAAAACAAAAGGAACAAAUUUCAAUGGAAUCUAUCAUUUCAAUUAUUUGUUCUUUACUAUCCAUCCUGGCCCUUUGUUUUACAUUUUUCGUAUUUUGCUUCUUCCCUAAACUCAGAGAGACGAUUCCGGGCAAGAACAACAUGUCAUUGAUAUUUACUUUGUUGCUUGCACAGAGUUUAUACUUAGUUGGCAGUUUCAGUGGUUUAAGAAGGAAAUCUACAGAAUGCGUUGUCUUGGGUAUAUUGAUACAUUUCUCCUGGUUAGUCGCUUUGUUUUGGAUGAAUAUUUGCACGUUUCAUAUGUUCCGCGUUCUUGCAAGAACAAAAGUCAUAUCUCACUCGUCCGGAAUCAGAAAAAUGAUAAUAUACCAUCUUUACGCUCAGUUAAUGGCCGCUAUGUUUGUUUCAAUAAAUAUCGGCUUGUCGUACACCAAAAGCGGUGACUUAGGCUAUGGUCGGGUCACGUGUUAUAUAUCAUCACAAGAGAUGAUUAUAUACACGUUUGGUAUACCUGCGGGUUUAAUAGUAUUGUCUAACGUGUGUAUGUUUAUAUUUGUAGUAAUCAAAAUCAAGCGAUCCCCUUCAGUGCAAAAGUCCGUGCAAAACGAACGCAAUGAUAUAAUUGUUUUUGUUAAACUAUCAACCAUUACCGGAGCUACAUGGGUCUUUGGUUUGCUGUAUAUAUGGACAAAUCUUACCACAAUGUCCUAUAUUUUCAUAGUACUGAACGCCAGUCAAGGUGUUUUUAUCAUGUUUGCUUUUGUUAUCAAUAAGCGGGUCUUUGAUUUAUUUAAGAACAAACUCUGGGGCUUGGAUUUCACUUCUUCAGAAGGGGGAAAUCUUACAUCAAAAAGUACUAUGUAUACAACAAAACCAUGAUCAAUAUUAACUUUCAGACAUACAGUCGGACUUCUUUCACUCGAACUCGAAUAAUUUGAAAAUCCUCCUUUUCAGGUCCCGGCAAAAUCCAUAUAUAAAGUAUAAUUUUCGAUGGCUCAAACUACCGAUAACACAAACAACUUUUGCCUGUCCGGCUGAGCUUGUCGAGCGAACAAAGUAUGAUUGUUUUUUCGAAUCAUGAACUUAUAGUAAAAGUUCUGAUCCUUUCCUUAAAAAUAGUGUACAACACUUUGAUCAGUUCAUAAACAUGUAAUAACGUGUAUGUUAUACGUCUAAGAUGUGACUGAAUUAAAAUUCUGAAGUAUUCCUUCUUCUAUCUUCUUCUUCUUCUUUUUCUUCUUCUUCUUCUUCUUCUUCGUUCGCCCUACACUGUGGUUUGCCGCAGAU